Messenger RNA from Cinara cedri, 21196 nucleotides. NCBI's taxonomy places the organism in Eukaryota, Metazoa, Arthropoda, Insecta, Hemiptera, Aphididae. The record is from the annotation of a GenBank genome assembly.
AUGUCUCGAGUGACCGGGCGCCGAACGGCGGUGUACGCGACGUCGACGACGGAGUGGGUGAGAUUAUAUUAUUGUAACACGAGUGGAGCAUAUAUAAUAAUAAAUAUGAAAACCGUGUCGCCGACAUGUUAUAGUAUUGUAAUACGCGUACGAAAUCGUUCGCGUUCGACAGCCGUAGCGUAAUGACGAGUUUAUCUUAUCGACAGCUGGCUGUUUGCCGGGUGCUCGUGACGGGUUAGCUAUAGGUUAGUGCUGCCGGAUAAUAUACGACGGCGUCGUCAGAUAAACAGAUACACACGCGCGGUUUCGAGUGUUCAAACAAUAAAUAAUAAUAAUAAUAAUAAUAAUAAUAAUAAUGAUGAUAGAUACUGACAACAAUAAUAAUAAUAAUAAAAAUAACAGUAAUAAUCUAUACGCGACCGUCACCGCGCGUUGUUGGCGCCGCCGUAUUUGCUUGCAGUAUACGCGAAUACGCGACGACGAACGUUCGCCGCCGCCGCCGCCCCCCGCCGUCGCCGUUAUGACCCGCGGGCCAAUCAUCGCCACCGAUGGCCUGCUCCUUAAAUCACUGUUGUUCGCCUGUUGCUCGCUCCUGCAGCUGCAAGCCACUGCGCCACCGCUGCCGGCGGCGUUCGUCUCGUCCGCCACCAACGUCACUGACACCGUACCCGUCCGCCGCUGGCCUCUGGAGAUCCUCACGGCCGUCAUAAUGCCCGCCGACCCCGAAUACCCUACGAGCCUGUCAAAGGUCAUGCCCGUGCUGGAAAUCGCCGUUCGCGAUCUGUACACCAAGGGCGUGCUCCGCGAGACGGACGUCACGUUCAAGUUCGUUCAAAGGGACGAUAAGUGCGAAGACAUCGAGGCCUUGAGGUCCAGUUUCGAACUGAACGUCAACGGGCACGUCGACUUGUUCCUGGGACCCACUUGCGAUUAUGGCGUCGGUGAGUAAUUUUUUUUUUUUUUAACCUGUAGGAUGGUUUAAAACUUCUUUUUUUCAUUCAUCAUCACGGUCACUCGCCAUUUCUUUUAGUGCUCUACAGCCUUCAACUCCUGCAUAUUUCUCGAUUUUUGUCCGAUAAAUGUAUUGCGGGUCGUCCGGGUGAUCUUUUCCUUUCGACCAUGUUCUCUAGUACUGUGCUGUAGCACAGCUCUUUAAUGAAUGUCCAUUUCGUAUUCAUUUUCUAUCUUCUCUUUCUAAUCGAGUCUUUGAUAUACGUGUCUCACCGACUAUUUCCAGAACAUCUUGUUCAUUUAUCCGUUCCAUUCGGCUUAUUCUUUGCAUGCGUUUCCAGUACCACAUUUCAAAUGCUUCUAUUGUUUUUCAUUCGGUUUAAUUUAUAACCCACGUUUCACAGUCGUGCAGGGUUAUACUCUAAACAUAUGUUUUAAUAGGUCAUUUUAAUGUUAAGGUUCAAUUUCUUAGACGUAAAUAGUUUAGAUUUUUUACUAAACGUUGGUUUUAUCAUUCCUAUGCGUUUUUUGAUUUUUAUUGUGUCCUUAAGUGAGUGAUAAAUAGUAAUAAUAAUAAAAAUUUAUACAGGGUGUUUUUGAAAUGUUUGCUACCACAAACAUCACUUUAAUAUCUGUUUGCACAUUUUCGCACGAUUUUAACGCUAAAUUGUUUAAUAAUAUCGAUUGGUAUGAGACCUAUUAAUGAAUAUUUCAUUGGAGGUGUAUACUUUUAAACUCAGGUUAAUAUUUUAAUAAACUAAUUAGAAAACAAAUUUCAGAAUUUGUUUUACUGGGCCGAGUUCAUUUAAAAAGCAUAGGUACUUAUUUAUUCAUACAUAUCGACGACCGGCUUAUCGAUACCGAGUUUUAAGAUUUUCACACGAGAAAAAAUGUGAACCACUCUUUUUAUAGAAGUGAUUAAAAUAUAUUAAUUUUUCUCUGUGAAAUUCUAUAUAAUAUAAUAUAGAGUAUAGUGUUUCUGCAUCAGUUGUUAUUUUUAAUAGGAGUGAAUUGGGAGUAAAUUGAACAUACCAUAUUCAAAUAAUUUAUGGAAAAUCGACGGACACCACAUUCCUUGUUCAUUCUUCCUUUCCUCGGUGUUUGGUGGAAAGCGUUGGCGAGCGAACUGUUUUAGGUCUUAUUCGCAAUUCACUGUCAUAUGCUAGGAUAUAUUACUAUGUGUUUUUUUUGAAAAUUGAAAAUAGUAUUUAAAAUUAAUUCUAUAAACCUGUAUAUAAGCAAAAAAUUUGAAAAAAAAAAAAAUUCGUAUACUUGAUAUAUCAGGCAGUAUUAAUCAAAUUUACUUCUUAUUUGGGUUGUUUUUUAGGGUAAACAACUUCCACGAGCCUUGUUGAUUAAAUUAGCUAUAAAACAUUAAUAUGGCGUAUACAUUUCUGUCAGUAAUUUUAUUUAAACAGAAUUUUUUUCAGUCGAAUGCCAACAAUAACUAUACAAAGUAAUCCUAUUAUAGCUAGGUAAUAAAUAAAAACAGCAAUAAAAAAACUAUCAAAUAUAGUGAGUUAUUUUGGUCUUUAUUGAAUAUAUUAUGUUGUUUGCAUUACACUCCUUAAUUUUUUAUGUUUAUUUUUUUGUUUUGUUAUUUCAAAACGCAUGUUCACACCUAAUAGUCAGAUAAUUAUAGUAUUAAUAUAUUACAGAGACAAUCAAAAAACGACUUUCUUAUUUGUCAACUAAUCCAAUAUCCAACAAAAAAAACUCUCUCGACGGUUUUUUACUGGAACAAUAUUUCUGGUAAAAUAGAUCAUGCGUAAAAAUUUUCAAUAAUAAAAUCGAACGUCAUAAAUCGUUCGUCAUUUUUUGUAUUUUUCAGGUUUUCCAAACUAUUAUUGCAAAUGACUUUGAAAAUCAAAAAACGAUUUACUUCGUGAGCAACUAAAUACAAAAUUCAAUAAAAAGAAGGUAUCUAGGUAUUUUUUGUUUAAAGCAAUAUUUAUCUACUUAAUAGAAAAUAUAGUUCACAAAAAUUAAAAACUAUGAAAUCAUAACGCCUAAGCAUGUCUAAAUAUUUGCCUUUUUUACCUAUUGUUUCUGGUUUUCAUCAAUUAUUUUGAAAACCAAUGGGUUGGAAAAACCAUUGGAAAGAAAAAAUAAUAUUUUUAAUGCACUAAAUCGAUCAAAUUUCGUACCAAAAAAGUUGCUUCACUUGAUACACCGGAACAAGUUUUCUUUUCGAAAAGUUGUUUAGAAAGAAAAAAAACACACACAUAUUGUAGUCGAACCAAAACUCUUCGCUCUGUUUCGAAUCUAAAAAAAAAGAAAACACCUAUCAUAGCAUAAAAAAUAGAUCUCUCGCAAAUUACUUUAGUUAUUGAUAUAAGUUUGAACUAAAUGUUUAUUAUGUAUAUUUAUUUUUUUUUUUCUGGUGGUUCUGUUAGAUUAAAUCACUACCUGAGUGGAUGAGUCGAAUAUGAUUUAAAAAAAAUCUGAGUAAAUUUAAAUUAUACAUAAUUAUAAGUGAUGGCGAGGUACCUAAUUUAUAUUAAAUUAAAUCAUGAGUUUAUUUUAACGUUUAUAAAGGCUCUCAUUAAAAUCUUUCUAAAUACAUUCCACUUAAUCUCCUUCAUCUAUCAUUAUAACUCAAAUUCAGAACAAUGAACAUGCUAUAAUAUAAUAAUGUAUAUUAUUAUAUUAUUAUCUUUUGUGCCAGAGACUGGCUUUUGUAUUAUACUUUCAUGAUCUUGUAAUAUACAGUUCGUUAAUUGUCGAGCUAUUAUAGUUUUACACCGAAAGCUCUUAAAAGAAAACCAAAUGAGACGUGGCUUAUUUAAAUUAUUAUGUUUAUGAUGUGAUGUCAGUUCUAGAAAUUUAAUUGAAAAUAAUUUUUUUGAUAACACUUAGUGUAAUUCAAAUAGAAAUAAUAUACGGUUUAAAAUACCCUUUUUUUUUAAACCAUAUAAACCGUUAAAACUUUGUUGUAAAGCGUUUAAACGAAUAAAUGAACAUCUUAUAUGGAAAACUCGGUUCAAUUAUUCAUUUGUAUAGAGUAUUUCAGUGUUUCAAUAAAUUAUACAAUUUUUUUUUCAAUAGUAUCUAUAUAUAUAUUUAUUUUAAAAAUUUGGAUGUUUUUUGUUUUUAAAUUUUGAUUGUAGCGAAGAAACUACCCAAUCAGCAUACAAAUGAUUCUCCCAAGAAGUUUUUGGAGUGAGUAGAACACGAUUGCGUACGUUUAUAGUUUGGUUAAAAAAUAACUUUAAGAAAAAAAAAUAAACACGACUGCGUAUGAAAUUGUAUGUAACGUUGUCAAACUUAUUAAUUUCACCAUAUAUCUAAAAAAUAUUCAGUACACUUCUGUAAAAGUUAAUAUAAAAUAAUAAAAUGUGGCUAAUGAGAAUAACGAAACAAUAGUAAAUUAAUUAUUUAAAAAAAAUAUAUUUUAAUUUUAAUUCUCUGAAAUCUAUAACCUACUGCUUUUAAAUAUUGGAUUAAAUUUUUAUGGAUUUAUCAUAUAUACUGGUAUGAAAAUUGGUAAAAACGUGUAAUACUUUGUACGUAAUCGUGUUUUACCCGUUAAGGUGGUCUAUAGGGACUCGGCAACUAUACUAGUAAUUCUCGGACAGGUUUGGCAUAUUCUAAGAAGGUCUGUAGGAUUCCAAAUUCGAAAUAUGAGUUCAGUCCGUCUCCGCGAUCACCUGACAGACUGCACCUGGGAACCCUCUCCCCAUUUUUUUUAAUUUUAUACGUUAUUUCAGUGUAUUUUAUAUAUUUAUAAAAAUAGUAGGUUAUAAAAAAAUAUAAGUGCCUUCCUUCCUUUCCCCUCAGCACAGAAAUUAUUUUCUGGCUACAGUAAUGAAGAAAAUCUAUAAAUAAUAGACAACGUUUUGGUGUUUAAAUCGUUUAUACUUACCCGUCUUUGAGUCAGCGAAUGAGGAAGUAUGCGGAGGGAGCUAUAUCGAAAGGAUGGGAGGGGAUGAGAGUAGGUGGAAGAGGGAAGGUUUAAAGGGGAUUGAUUUAUUUUACACACCAAAAUAGAAAAUUCUUAGAAAGGUCGAAAUGUUUCUCAACGGCAAGUUUCAGAUGCGCAUUAAUGUAACUACUUUGACUCAGUCGGUUCCCGGUAAGAUCAAAAUGCUUCCUGAUGAGAGGUCUCGGGUGAACAUCUAUUAAGACCACAACAGUCGGUUCCCGCGACCAUCUGUUUAUUAGGGUAAAUUAGUUUUACUAAACGUUUUUUUUUUUUCGGAAAAACUUUUUUGGUUCGUAAAAAUAAUUCAUAUUAUUCUCCGUAGUAGCUCAGAUGGUGAUACUUUAAUUUAACAUUUUUCUCAACUUUUUAAAAAUGAAAAAUACUAGCAAUAAAUAACAAAAUGAUAAUUUUACUUUAGUUUAUUUCUGAGUUUUCUUGCAAGCUAUACAAGGGAUACAAAUACCGUGAAUUAAAACGAUGAUGGAAAAAUUAUUUUAUUAUUUUAUUAAGUAACUAAUCUCCAAUCAAAAUCAUUUUUUUUAAAUUUUUUUUUGUUGCAAUUUUUUAUCGUAGCUUUCUGAAUUAAAACUGUUAAAUAAAGUAGAUACCCUCUCCACCUUUAAAGCUGCAACACUAACCUAGCAACGCAUGAAACAUUGAAUUUCCGGUUUUUUAAAUCUGUGAUGAUCAUUUUUUCGGUUAGAGAAAAUAUUACAAAAAUUCCACACAGUUCGUGUCGGUAUACUUUAAUCAUUCGAGAGGUGGUAUUAAAAGCUCAGGAUUUAACAGUAGUUGUAUAUUUUAUUUCAAAUUUUUGUAACGUUGGAUGAGAGUUCAGCUUUUCAUUUGACUUGUAGCAACACUGUCUUGAUUAGACAUUGUACAUUAGAUUAAAUAAAACAAGUUCAAAAACAGCAUAUUGUUUUUUAAUCUGCAAGACGAGAUAAAAUUGGUAAAUCUGGUAUUACAUUUUUAUCAGUAUCAGAAUUUGUCUAGACAGUGAUUUCGUCUCUCCACUUAUUUACUUUAUAAUCGAAAAUGCCCGUAAACAAAUAAACCCGAGCGGAAAAAUGUAAUUGUUUAAAAAUGCAUUUUCUAGGGUGAUUUAAUUUAUCUGUUCGCAUUGAUAAAUCAAUUCUAGCAAAAAACGAUCCUGAACUAUAUUUAGUUAAAUAUAUUUUGAAAAUAGUUUUAUUAAAAAUUGAAUUCAUUGAUUAACUUUUUUACCACUGUGGACAGCUUAGGAUGAACCAUGCUAAACUAUUGAGUAUUUUUAAUUUGUCAAAAUAUUUUUGACCCAGUUUUCUGACGUUUUUUCUAAUUAUACAGAAAAAUACAUAAACAAUUAUCGUUUCCGAGUUAUAAUAGACAGAAAAAAAAUAUAUCAUAGUAAAACCAAUAUAUUAUAUUGGUUUUUUCAGAAUUUAAAAACUCAGUAAGUAUCACAUAGAAAAUAUAAAAUUGUUCGCCAUAGAACGGUUUCGGGUCAAGUAAAGGGUUUAAUCAUUUUUAUAGUUUUUAAAUUAUUAUAUUAAAUGAAAUAACAAAAUUAUGGCCUUUUAAAUAUAACCGAACUCCGCUCAGAAUCGUUUUUCGUUAACAAUAAUUAAUCGUUGCAUAUAGAUAUAUAUUAAAUUUCCCUCUAUAUCUUACCUUCCAAACUUCUCACCUACAAUGGUGGCUCACCUAUCGUGCGACGUAUGCCCGUCUUUUUUAGAUAUCAACUUAUAAAUUUCUAAAGUUUGUAUUAACAGCUAAUCAAAUAACCUAUUUACCCAGUACAUUUUUAAUAUGGGUAUAUGCACUUAAACUGAAUUAUACUUGAAGUAUGUCUAUUUCAGGUUAUUUCAAAAAAUUAUAUCUCCGCUUAAUAUUUUAGGUGCAGCGUUAUUACGUCAUCGUACUCAAAUAUUUUGAAUCACGAGUAACUAUUGAUACAGGUACUAUGUUGUUGCGUGAAAUUUUUUCAACAGUCCCUAAAUAUAUUCUAUUUAAAAUAAUAUUAUUCGUAAAAUUGUUUUAUAGAGUGUAAAAGCGUAUUUAAGAAACCACGUUUGGUUAUUAUUAUUUUUUUUUAUAAUAUUAAAAACCUUAGUUUUGUAAUAUAAAUUCUAUUAUUUUAGUAGCUCUAUUAAUAUUAAGAACCCGUACCUACUACCUAGCUACUUGUUAUUUGGACUUUUUAGAUUAUAUAUAAAAAACAAAAAAAAAAAAAAAAAAAAACGUUCAACGGAUUAAUAUUUCAAGAAGGUACGCAAAAUAUAACAAACCAUUAUUAUCGAACUGUUCGAACGGUAUUUUAUAUUUUUCCGUAAUCUCGUUAAGAUUCGAACACACAAGUACCCCGCAUAAUAGGUAGCUAAAUUUAAAUAAAUACGCGUCCAAAUCGAUCGUAUUAUUAUUAUUAUUAUUCGUACUUUGAUUUGUUUGAGUGUAUUACAAUUAUUGAAUGUUAAUUAAAUAAUAAUAUAAAUAGGCAUCGUUUGCCGGUUUCUACCUACCUAGCUACAUCUACAGAUAAUAAUUAUUCAACCGUAUGCGUUUCUCUGCAUUCGAUCGUCGUUCGUUAUUACGACACCUGCAAUACCUAACCGCUCUCGAGAUGUAAAAUUAUUACUUGGGUGUGUUUGUACAAGUCUUACAGGCACAAUUGGUACGAUAGGUAGUUGUAACAAAUGGUAUUGGGACCACCUACCCCAUCUCCCCGGUAACGAGUACUGCAAGGAUCCGUUGUGUUCGUCGGGCUAUUAAUACAUUUUAUCAUGGAUGACGUAUUAUAUUAUUAUUAUUUUGAACUCAUCAUCGCUAUAUACAAUACGCGCAUAUAAUAAUCACAGAGAGCACGGAUACGACCGUGACAAAAUAUAUCUUAGAUAAGAUAGAAAUAGAUAGAGGUAUCAUUAUCACGGACUAUGGAUAGAAUAGACUGGAAACAAGAGCCGUAUUACCGAUCCGCUUGGCGUUUGUUAGUUAUUACUCGCGAGCGUCGAGUACCGGGGAGAUUGUACGUUUUCUAUAUUAGCGUUACCUAGACGUUCAGCUCCUCCCCCCCCGUUACCCAUCCGUCAUCUCUUGUUCAACCCGCGGUCCACGCUAUCGAAUAUUACCUCAUGUCAAUGAUAUCCGGUAUCAUAGUUUCUACCUAUCAUAUUAUUAUUUUGCCCAGGUGUUGACUAUGGUAGUUUACUAAUUGUGCCUAAAAUAACCCUUUUAUGUACCAAUAAUUACGCUCAAAACAUUUCGUGUUGAUAAACCAAUUGGCCAAAACAUUUUAGGAUGAUAGACCAAUUAUUGCGCUAAUUUUGUACAACAUAAGGUUAUGUCUAAUAUAAUAAUCUAAUAUAAUUUAAUAUAAAUAAAUAGUUUUUUCACAUUUAACACAAUUUAUUUUUGUUCGUCAACUAUUUAUAAUUCAAUUUAAAAUAUUUUACAUUAUUAUUUACAUUUCAAGUUUUUUACAAAAGUAAUAAUAAACCGACUUAAAACAUUCUUUGUAAUUUCUUCAGAUUUAUAUUUCUUGAUAACGAAUUCGAUUCCUAAUUAUUUUCUUAAAUAGGUACGCUCGAUUUGAAAUAUAUUACUUUUUUUAUAUAUUGUUCAUUGCAAAAUAAGUGCUGGUCUAUGUUUCUGUAAUUUCUUUUACGGAGAUAAAAAUAUUUGAAUAGGAAGAAUAAAAGUUUGAAGAAAAUGAAGCGUGAAAAGAUUCACACGUAAUAUACCCUGUUUCAAAAGAGAACGUACCGCUUCCGCGACCAGUUUCCGUUCAGCGGCCCCACCAGGUAACACCGGUCGCAACCAUAGACAUGUUAAGAAAUGACAUGUCUAAAAUGUCUAUGAUGUAAAAUUUGAUGCCCACAUAGGGAAUGUAAAACACGAUGAAAUAUAGUUUUCAACAAUGCAGUUAGUGAAAUUAUUAACAUUUGAAUUCAUUGAUUGAUUGAUUGUUAUUAUUUUUUUUACAAAUACAUCCUCCUGAAUUAGCGUUUUUAUACUCUGUCGGUAGCCUACAACUUUAAACAUUCCUCCACCAAGCUUAUAAUAAAUGGAAUCUACAUCCUACCUAAAUAUUAAAGACCAAACUUCAUACUCGUGUGCGUAAAUGUGCAUAGUAAUAAUUAUUACUAUCAAAUAUAAAAUAAUUUUAAUAUACCAAUUGUAUUAACAGAAUAGCUUCAUAAUUUUGUAAUUUUCAUUUUUUUUUUUUUAUUUGCUACAUUAAAUUCAUAAAUUGUAAAAAAUUAUGACGUGGUACGACCAAAUGGUUACUAUAUUUGAAUUGUAUGUACAUAUUUUUAAUAAAAUCAGUAACUAGAAACAGGAAAGCUUUUAAAAAUAUUUUUUUUUGUAGACCUGUGUAACUGAUAAUUAAGUUUCAUAAAAUUCCUGAUACUGUUAUAAAAUAAAUAACCAGUCAUUUUACCGGUAAUUAAUAAUUGAUCAGUUUUUAAUUUUUAAAUAUUUUAAUAUAAAGAUAUUGGGGACAAGUGCAGACACUGUUUUAGGUGGGAAAUUGGGAAAAUAAAAUAUAGACAAGAAUUUAAUGUAUAUCUGUAUACAACGAUUAACCAUUGAUUACGAAAAAAACGAUUUUGAGUGAAAUUCAGUUGAUUAUGUGACUUUGUCAAAAAUAUGUAUGUCACACUAUGGUAAAAAAAAUGUUUAAUGCAUAUGUAAUUAGCAUUAAACAUUUUUUUUAAAUAUUUGUUUAAUAUUGUACAUUUUCUCAUUAUCUCGGUUUUACCUUGUUUUUUCCCGGUUUUCCCCAUUUACUGAGAAAAUCAAAAAAUGAUCUCCUUAAAAUACCACCCUGGUCAGAUUUUCUUUCAGAAAAAAAGUUUUUUUUUUCUCACCUAGAACAGUGGCAGACCCAUACACGGGAAGUAUUCUAUUUUCGUUAAAAUUCGUUGCAGGAUUACAUUUUUUCAUUAUUUUUAUUUCUAAAUUUCAUUAUUCUAUAUACGCCGUUCGCCGAAAUAAAAUAUGCGAAAAUGUUUAUACGUGAAAAUCCGCACUAUACUUCAACAUAAGGCGUUAAAUCGUCGCUAUAAAACUAUAAAUACCAAAAUACAUAUACGUGGUUCCCGUGCAAAUGAUGUUUAUCAGAAUAUAAUAUUGUCUCUUUUGCAGGUACAUCAUCAUGAUAAUAAUAGGUAAUAGUAGGUACUACAAGUAUGUCGAUUAUCGUCUAACGGCGUCCCACCGGUGUACAAAAAAACCAUUCCAUUCGGUGAAUUUAAAUAGCACAUUCGAGAUGAAUACAAAAUUUAAACGUAUUAAACUAUAGGUGCAACACAAUAACGGUUUAUAAAACACGUUCGGUGUAAAUAUAGCUGGUAGACACUCGAAUACUAAUAAAGUAACAGCUGGUACUCCGGUAAAAUGUGCAGAUAAUAUUAUUAUAUAGGUACGAGUAUGUUUGGUGGUUUAAAUAAUACUUGUGGCUUUUGAAUUGAGAUCUAUAUAUAAUAUCUAUAUUAUUUAUUAUUUCUUUUUUCAAUAAAACAUAAUGAUAUUAGUAUACGUUUAAAAAAAAAAUGACUAGUCUUUCAACGAGACUCGAACAUUUUUAUAAAAAUACAUCGAUCCGAAAUAGUAUCGAAGGAAUAGAAGGCAGAUAGAAUAAAUUUUGACAUUAACCGUUUGAAUAAUGUUAGGUUAUUAUAAAUGUAUAACUGCGGUUUCUCGAAUGAAAUCUGUUAAUAUACAGGGCGAUCAAUAUGAUGUAAGACAGAAAUUAUCUCAGAAAGUGUUUUUUUUUUUUUUUUGUAAAUUGUAAAAACGUUAGCGUUUUUUUGUGACAGCCUUAUUUUCGAGGAUAAAACCACGAUCUGCUUUUUAUUUUCAAAUUUUCAACCUAUAUUAAAAAUUUCAUAUCUGGAUAAAGUAUUUGUUUAAGAUAUGUCAACCUACGUCGCGAUUUACCACUUUUAAUUUUCGACAGAGUGAGAUUAGUAGGAUUACCAUUUGUGGUGUGGCGGCAGGAGCACGAUAUUUAAAUAGUGUUGCACUACUCCGACCUGGCCAAACUUAAUAUAGUGGAAUAUCUGGUCAACGGGUUGACGCAAAUUGGACGUGCAACGAUACGUUUUUUAUCUUUCGCAUCAGAAUUUCUUGACGAUAAUCUGGGAAAUUGUAUUGGAUUAAUGUUGUGCAAAUCUUUAUUGCUCGUGUUUGAAGAUUCACUUUACAAAUAAGAUUCUAAUGCAUAUGAAUAUACAUUUUGUAUUUGUUCGACACCUUAUAUUAUUAUUUUUUAUUUGUUCUGUAUUUCUUUGGCGGUUAUUUUCUCUUUUGCAUCAGAAUCACUUGAGGAAAAAGAAACGAUGAAUAACAGUGUGGCGAUCUAGUAUCAGUGUACCACGAUGAACUGUUACAAUAAGAACAAUUAUCAUUUAAUCAAUUUUCACACUGAAAAGAUUCUAUUGUUUUGGACAAUAAUGCAUAGUUGUGAUCUAAUUGUACUUUAAUUAAUGUCAUACGCACUAAUACUUUUGUCUCUGUUUACGAACGUAUUCUCAAUAAUGAUUCGCAUUUGGCCUUGGUGACAUUACAUAUUUUUUAUAGCGGUAAGUAAAAUCCUGGGUGUCACUAUCGUUUGGAGUAUCGACUUUUGGUUCAUAGUAACAGUAUAUUAAAUUUUUAUUUUUGUUUUGAUUCGCUUGUUGAGUUAAGGAUUAUUGUAUUCCAGUAGUUUUAAAUAGUUUGAAGUAGUUUUAAGUAUUUAUGUAUUAUAUAUUUAUACAGUAUUAUUCUAUACUUAUUACCCUUUUGGGGUAUUAAAUAGAAAAAAAAAAACUAUUUAAUAUUUUGAUAGUUGUAUUCAGAGAUUUUAUAGGAGAAUUUCAAGUAAAUUGUGCAACCAGUUUUUUCCCAGAGAUUAUUAAAUUGUUUAAACUUUAUUUGAAUAAUAUUUUCAAAUUUUCACCCCUAUUUCUCUUAAUACACUAAACCUUGAACUUUUAACUUUUGAUUGACAAAUACUAACCUUCCACCUUUUAAAUACAGAUUUGACGGCCGGUUGUAUAAGUUGUACUUAAUGGUAAACAAAAUUAGUAAUGAGUGUUAUGUAGUAAUUUAUUUUUAUAAUAAUAUAAUGGUUUAUUGUCAAAUUUUAAUGAAAAUUAUAAAUAUUCAGGUCUUUCUUUAUGUAUAAACGAACUUCGCUCAGAAUCGUUUUUGGUUAGUAAUGGUUUAUUGUUGCUUAUAGAUAUAAAUUAAAUAACACAUAUACAUUAAUUUAUGUAUCCUAUUUUCCUAACUACUAACCUGCAACAAUGGCUUCACCCAUCGGGUGUUAUUAUAAAAGUAAUUCAUUAUGUACUUAUACAAAAUUAAACCAAUGUUCAGUUGAAAUUUAUCAAGUGUUUUAAACAAACUCUUCUCAGAAUCGUUUUUCGUUUGCAAUGAUGUAUCAUUGAAUACAGUAUAAUAUAUUAAUUAAAUUACACUUUAUACUCUACACAUUUCCAAAUUGUCACUUACAACAGAUCAUUUAUUCCCACUAAUUAAUUUUAUGGUUUACAUAGCUGAAUAAUUAAAAUUGUUUGCAUAAAUUACGACAAACGCGUCUUGUGAACAAUUGUCGUGGUUUUAUUAUAUUUACUUAUAUUUUCAAAUAUUCGCCAUGCAGUUAAUUGUUAUAACUCGAUUUACAUGGUGAUGAGGUUAGAUUUAGUUAGUUCUACUUACUAUUGGGGUGAGUACGGUGAGAAUUCGCAGUCAGCAUGCAUAUAUUUUUGGUGAAUAUUCGACAUUUACGCUUUCAAAACUAAAUUGUAAUAAAACUCUAGCAACUAGAACCAUUUUAGAUUAAUAAAUAAAUACAAAUAUAUUAUAAUAUAUUGAUUAAUAUUGUAACGGUGAGAAGUCGACUGAUAGAAAUUUCGAUUCUAAUUCUGCAGCUCACGGUAGUUUUUUCAAAUUUGAUUCAAGCAAAAACAAAAAUGUUUGGUUGUUUUUAGUUUAAGCGCGAAAACGGAUAGAGUCCGUUAUCAUUGCGUGUAGAACUCGUAGGUACCGAUUUUUUUUCCCGAGAGCCGUUUGCCUACGCUCUCGUUUCAUAAAAUAUUACGAUCCGCGUGUAAUACGGAACGGUUGUUUCGGAAUAGUUUGCACACACCGGAUCCAUGUUAUUAUUAUGACAUGUGCGGUCGACGCAAAGACCGUAUUCGGUCAUCGUCCCUCCCAUCAGCCGCGUAUUACAGCGACCGAAAUUGCGUUUGCUCUCGACAAGCCGAUCGGAGAGGACCCGUGGGGGUUUUGAAGUCAUUAAUGAUAAUAAAUCAAAUCUAUAAUAUAUUAAUUUAUAUAUAUAUAUAUAAAUACACAAUAUACAUAAAACGUUAUAUAUUCGGUUAGAUAAUCGUGUUAAUAUUUCGGGAUUAUUAUGUAUAAUACGAAUAUAAUAUAUUAUCACGAUGACAUCGGCGGAUCCAUUCUCGAUUUCCAUCCACGAGCGAGCUGGGUCCGAGCAGCCUGCAGUAGGGCGUGCGCUCGACUUUCCGUCAACUACUGUUGAACUUCAAUAAUAUUAUAAACUAUCGGUACGAUAACGAUUUUUUGAGGGGGGGGGAGAGAAGGGAGGAGGUAGCCGAAAAAUAAAAUAAAUUUCCACAAAUAUCUUAUCGUAUUUCUAUACGAAUAAAAAUUAGCAAAUUAUAAGCCCGAGGAAUCCAUGUCCGAAAUUUCGUAAAACACAGCCUGCGAAUUUGGAAUCACUACAAGAACGCUACAAGUAUAUUUUAUUAUAUCAUUAUAUAAUUUUACUGUCACGCGGCCAAAAAGGUCAUCGGCUUCGUCUGCGGCCAUUACGAUGUCAACGAUAAUUCCUUACAAAACACCCGAACAAAAUCGCACGGUGGCGACAAUGGCCAAAUGUUUUGCGACUGACUCGCGUAAUAAUGUUUACUGGCACCCGCCGUAAUAAUAAAAUAUUUUAUCGAUCGUUGUGGAUUUUGGUUUUUUUUUUUACGAUAGAACAUGUUGGUGGUGUUAAGGUAAUAUUAUUUAGGUGUACACGCUGUAUUAAAUUGGACAAUAAAAAUAAAAAUAAUAAAAUACGUCUUGACAUUUUGACAGUUGACACAAUAUGUAUUAUUAUAAUGUGUUUGCACUCGUCCCUUCAAAAAUCCAAAUCGACCGGAAUGUUUUCAGUUUCGUGAGAAAAAUAUUAUAAUAAUACAUUAUUAUAAUUAUUGUGAUGGAAAAGUGUUAUAGGAAUUAAAAAUUUUAGAUUCUGAUCAUAGCAAAUAAUGUGUGUGUUUUUUUCUGUCUGUGAUCAACUUUUAUCCCAUAAACCUUGUUCCAAUUAAACACUUUCAAAAUAAUUUUUGUUGAAUUUUGAAUCCAGUUGGUAAAUUAAGCAGAUCAAUUUUUUGAUUUCCCAACCAAUUUUUAUAAAUUAUUAAAAUCUAGUAAAAAAACAAAAGAGAAGAAUUUUUUAACAAACUUAAUGAUUUCAUUAUUUUAAAUUCGAUUUGGUUUCCUACUAGAAAUCUUGCAAUGAAAUUCAAAUGUAGCAUGUUUUCCGAAUAGCAAUCACGUUUAGUUAUUGCGUUAGAAGGUCUUGGUUUUCAGUAUAAUUUUCUUAAUAAUUGGACCAAACCGGGAAAAAACUAAUAAUAAAUGGAAAAGUUUACGGAAAUAAAAAAUUCAUUUUUUUCAAUUUUGUUUUUUUCGUUGCAAUUUGAUUAAAUAUAAUCUUAGAGACAUGAAAUAUUAAAAAAAUAUUUAUAUUGGUCUUUCAACAAAAAUAUAGAAAAAAUAAUAAUCGUGUCUAUACAAUCAAAACUCAAUACAAUCAUAGUCAGAUAGUACUUCUUUGACAAGCUCUACUUUCUACCGCUAGAGUGCGUACUGCUUACUGCUUAGCAAGAAUAGUAAUAGUUAAAUUUUACUUUAGCUUAAUGGUUCAAAUCAUUAUAUUUUUCCAUAAAACGCUAAAAGAAUCAUACCUCUUCCUCUAAAAUUGGUGUCAGGUAUUUGAUUUUUGAAAAAUUCUUAUCAUUAAUACAAAAUAAUUUUUAAAUUUUAUAUAUAAUCAAUAAUCAUAAAAUCGUUAAGAACAUUUUUCAAUAUUUCUUAUCACUUUUUAACUAUUGGAAAAAUGUCUUAAGGAUAGAAUUGUUAGUUUUUUUUUGGGGGGGGGGGUACAGUUUCUUUUCUUUCAAUCAGUUUGAUUUUACUUAUGGUAAGUCUACUAUAGGUGCAUAUUUCAUAGUAAAUGAUUUUAUUUAUAAAAAAUUGGAUGAAAAUUAUAAAGUCUUUGGAAUAUUUCUAAAUGUAAAAAAAAAUAUUCGACAUAAUAAACCUUACAUUAUUAUUAAAAAUCUUGAAAAUGCAGAAAUUCGUGACAUUUCUAGUAAGCUAAUUCACUCCCACCUUUCAAAUAGAGUACAAAAUGUUAAAAUUGACAAUAUCUAUAGCAAUCCUUUAAGCCUUGAUGUACCGUAAUGUAUAGUACUGAACCUCCAACUAGGAUACAUUUAGUAUACAUAAAUUUAGUGACAAACAAUGUUAAAUCAUGGUUUUUAAUAAUUUACUGCCAUUAAAUUUGAAUAAGACUAAAUAUAUGUUUUAAAAUACGAAAUAAUAGAUUUAAUAUUACUAAUUAUAAAUUAUAUGUACAUUCAUUAACUCGCAAUAGUGAAAACUGUAACUCAAAUCGUUUUUAUUGAGAAAAGGUAAAUAACAUUAAAUAUCUAGGAUUAUAUUAUAAUGAGACACUAAAAUGGAACAUUCGUGUUAAUUAUUUGACUAAAAGAUAAAAUAAGAACAUUUUUUUUAUAUUUUUAAGGAUGUCAGAUAUGUUUGUAAUAUCCAACUGAAACAUUUAAUAUGUAUAUUCAUUGUAUAAUUUAUAUUAAUGUUUGGUAUUGAAUUCUAACAUUGUAACUAUAAUAUUCACAUUUUUAUUUUAAAAAAACUAAAUAAAGAAUUUGAUAAUCUAUAUUUUAUAUAACUCCACAUCUAAUAAUAAUACUAUUCAUAGUAUGUUGAAUAUUCAAGAACUCGAUCAAAUGUAUAAAAGCGUUUGCUACUUCUUUUUCAUUUUAAAUAUAUGUUUAAUUUUUGAGUUCAUAGCUAUACUACGAGACAUAGUAAAAAUAUCAGUCUAAUACAAUAUAAAUGUAAUACCAAUUUUGGAUAACUAAAUCCAUUAAUUGUAGUAAUUGAUAUUUGUUUUCAACUAAAUAUUAAUAUCUUAAGUUCUAAAAAUAUAUAAAAGUAUCAACAUUAUAAAAAUAUAUGUAUAAUUUCAAACACAAAAUGUAUAAAACCGAAAACAAUGCAAAAUUAUAUCCUAUAUUCCUUUAAUCUACGCAUUCAUAUUUUGUAACGGACUUUAUUAAAUAAAUUGCUUUGGAGGUGUAUUUAGGUUUUUGGCACUAUAUAGGGGCAAAAGUCAUUUUCCAUUCUCCGCGGGUAUUUCAGUAAUCUUACCGACUCCUAUUACGCGAGCCUUCCUGCAAAGUCUCGCUAUAUUAAUAUCAGUUACUACCUAAUGGUAGUUGGUAAACUACAUAAACUACUAAUAAAAAAAAAAAUAAUAAUCAUAAUAAAAAAUAAUGUUAUAUUAGUCAAAAUAUUUUUCCAUUUUAGAUUCUCUGAAUAUGGUGCAAGGAAGCUAUUAUAGUUGUUUAUCGAGAUGUGUUUUUCUCCUGAAAAAACUUUUUCUGUUUGUGAAAACUUCUUCGAAACUUUUAUAUCAUACGGAUGUGAAUUUUCCGUUUGGUGGCGGUAUUCUAUUUGAAAUAUUUCUCUAGAUUUCCAUCAGCAGUUUUUCUUAAAACAACUGAUAACAAACAUCAGUUUUGGAUAAAUUCUACAUAUAAAAUAUGCAUUGUACAUAUUAUAUAGUACCUAGAAGUCUGAAAUGAUGAACAUAAUCGGUUGACAAAUGAAAGCAGUCCGGUAAAACAUCUCAAUAUCGGAUUUUUAAGUUUUAAUUACAUAAUGUACAUUUACAUAAUAUUGUUAUGAAGGCAAAUUUUUGAAUUUCGGACCUUUUGACGAUUUUUAGGUUACACGCACAAAAAAAAAUUGUCUAGUUAUCUAACCUAACCAGUUAAUCGAGUUCCACUAGGGAUCAUUUUUUGCUUACAAUAAAUUAUUAAAGUAAAUAAAUAUAUAAAUAAAAAAUGUAUGUAUAAAAAUAAAAUAAAUAAAUGAACCAAUACGUCGCAUAGACUAUUAUGAUAAGUGUUGAUGCGUUUUACAUUUUGACUAUGAUAUACCCGAUGAUGAAUUUUCAGUUCAAAACCGGUAGUUUAAUACACGUAUCAUAAUACUCCAGGCGAUGAAUUAAUUAAUUAAUUUAUUUUAUUGUUAUACAUACAUUUUUUAUUUAUACAUUUACUUUAAGAAUAUUAGCCAUUUUAAUAAUUUUGUUUUUACUUUAUUAUUUUAUUAAUAAAUUAUUGUUGUUUAAACCUACCCAAUAGUAGCUAAGUACCCGUAUGUGUACAGUGUGAAGAUAUUCUUUAUACUCUGACAUCCAGAAUUUAAUAAAUUUAACUUCUAAUUGUUUUGUUAAAAAACAAUAUUUUCUUAGUGAUAUUUAACAAUGCUGCAUAUUAAAAAAUUAAAAAGUUAAACAUUAAGUUAAUUUUAACUUUAACCUAUUUGUUUACAUCGACUUAAUAAAUAACGAGUUAAUUUAGAAUUAUAAUAUCACGUUCAAUGAAAUUCAAUUUCUUUUAAUUUUGACAUAAUAUUAAAUUUACAUAAAUAAUUUUUUUUAGAUAUUAUUGCAGAAAUAAUACAAUUUUUUCCUAUAUAAAUAUGUAUGGAAUUCGAAGUUUAAAAUAAGAAUAUAUAGUAUAAUUUGAUAUUACCAAAGAAUAAAGUCUCUUUGUUUAAAAUAAAAAUGAUUAUCCUUAUUUUCAAAAAAAAUAACAAAUUAUCGUUUUUAAAAUGUAAAACUAAGUACUAGAGUAUCAUUAAUUUCGAAACUUGAUGGCUCUUUAUAAAGCACAAAUACUCAAGUACCUACAACGCACGUCAACACUGGUUCCAAUCUAUUCAUUGGCAAAAUAUUACGCACCGAUAGUCGGUACAGAGAAACGGUAGCCACUGUGAGAUGAUGUACACCCAAUUUAGGAAAGUUAUGUGCUUAAUAACAGAGAGUGCCAUAUCGAACCCACUUCCAUGGCAUAUGUUUUAUUAUAUAUAGAACCUUCACAUAUCUUACAGAGUAUACGCUCUUCUUAAGCUAAUGAAACGUAAAGAUCAAGUACUUCUAAUUUCUCAGAAUGGAAUUAUUAUGAAUCACCUCAAGAUCUAUAAACCUUUUCUUUACAGAGAAAAAAGGCUGGCACUCUACUACAACAAUGACCCGAACCUACUUCACAGAAUGACAUAAAACGUCUCACCAAAUAUUGAACUAGUCAGUUUCUCCUUAAUGCCACAGCUUGAAAUGAAAUUUCCUCGCCAAACAUAGGUCGCUUCAAUCGCAUAUGUAUCAGAUAAGGACAAAGCAAUAAACUCUUAAAUAAAUGGAAACUAAAGGAUAAUCAAAACUAUGACUAUGAGAAGAUUCAAUCAAUGGACCAAAUUAUAAAGGACUACCCGGUUCGAUAAUAUCCAAGAGCGAUAGAUGACUUCUUCAAAGUCUAGUUUAUUGAAUAAAUUAGACGUUGAAUUAUAAACAAAAUGUUUUAAUGAAGUUAUCUAACAUAAUAAUAAUAUGUAUGUUUGUUUAUUUUGUUUUAUUCUUUUUAACUUAAAUUCAAUUUUAUUAAUCGUUGUUUAAAUCUAUAAGUAUAAUAUUUGUAAAUUAAUCUUUGUAUGUUAUAUGAAAUAAAUAAAAAAAGUGAAGUUGAAAGAGUGCAUAUAUAGAGUAAUUUAAUUUGUAUGCAAUAUGCAAUGAUAAACUACGAAAAAGAAAAACUAUUCUGAGUAGAGUAUUAUUAGUUGUAUUUUUGUAGAAAAACGUAAAAACGGAAUGUGUUUUAAGUUUUUUCUUUAGAAUUCGUUAACAACAAAAAAAAAUAUCACGAAGAAAAAAAUUUUAACUAAGAAAAUGGCUGAUUUAUAAUGUGAUAGUUAAUUAAUCGCUCUGUAUAUACAUAUGAAAAACUAAAGUUUCUAUUCAGAAAUUAAAUCUAAAAACGAUAUAUUUUAUUCGUGUAUUAGACCUGCAUUAUUUAUGAUGAUGAACUAUACCUUAUAAAAGAUCUGGAGUUUACGUUUAGUAUAAUAUGUUGUCAUAAUAUAUUUGAAUAAUUAAGACGGUAUAAUAUUAUUAUGAUGAUGCAUGAUGAGUGAAGUAAACUCAACGUUAAUAAUAAAUCAUCUAUUUUGCGUUAAUAACUUCAAAAACUUAAUAUAUAAAUUAAAAUACCACUGAAAAGCUAAAUGCAAUAUAAUAUUUACUUAUAAAAUAAGAAUAGAAGACCUUUGUUUUGAAUUAAAAUCACAAGAGUAUAAUAAUAUGCAAUUAGUAUUAAAAACUUGUAGAUUUUGUACACGAUUUUAUUGCGGUCAAAUAAAACACAGUUUUAAAAGUACUUUAAUGUUGUACAGCAACGACAACGAUGAUAAAAAAACAUAAUAAAUUAUAGUAUAAAACUUUAUUCUGGGUUGUAAUAAUAACAUAGUACCAGAUAAUACUGACUGAACCAUUAUUACUUUUUGAAUUAUAACUUAAUUGUGAAUUGUGAUACACAGUGUAUCGGAAUAUCUAAAUACAAUAAUAAUACAGUUGUUAUACAUAUAAAAUAUUAUGUAAGGUAAUCUAAAUACUGACAAACACUUAUUAUUUUUAAGAUAUACUUACCUUUAUAAUAAUUAGUUUUAAAUUCUAGGCAAAAAAUGUACUAAUAUUUUUCUAUGAGUUUUUUUUUAUGUGAUUAUAUCAACUUUUUUACCAGAAAUCUAGUUGUUACAUUGAAGAAGUCAUUUUUGAUUUGUCUUAAUAAAUGGGAAAACUGCCAAUUUUAUGUGUCUUUGAGUUAUAAAAAAAAAAUUUACGACUGCUAAUACUUUACUCAGGAUUGUUUUUCAUAAGCAAUGGUUUAUCAUUGCGUACUGAUAUAAAUUAAAUUAUUCUACAUGUACUUCUUUCCAAACUCCCUCGUAAAAUAGUGGCGCAUCAGCAGUAUCAGCUUUUUUAAAUUUUUUUUUAUUUUGUUUUUUUUUUGACAAUAUAAGAUACACGCAAUUCGAUUAUUAACUAUAUCAAAUUUACUUUUUUAUCCUUUAUGCGAGAUACCUUUAUAAAAUUUUUAUUGUCAAGUAACGGUAUUUCCUAAGCCGAAUAAAUUUCUAUACAUAAUAUACUGAUGACGUAUAUUGUAUAUGUCCACACAAUGCACUUACAGCUAAAUAUCUCAUAUUGAACUAACAGUUUAUUAUUUAUGAUCAUAUCAAACUUCAAAUAAAAGGUGUGCGGUGACACAGGGUUAAUAUUAAACGGCAAUAAAUUAUACAUAAACUGAGUAUAGGUUAGAUAUUCUAAAUAUAUAUAUAUAUAUAUAUAAUAUAAAAAAAUAUAGAACUCCGGUAAAUAUACUAUUAAAAUGAUGCAUGAUCAAUAUUAUGUUAAAAAGAUAGGUAUUGAUUUUGUAAAAUUUGGUAUUUUCAGGUUUUUAUUAGUUUGCAUUAUUAAAUCGGGAACUUAACUUUGAAAAAGUGAAAAAAAUAAUGAUGGCAUAUUAUAGGUACAAAUCUAUACUGUGUUCUUUAUUAAAAAGAUUUACAUAAAUAUUAAACAUUUUUUCCAAUUGAAGAAUAGUUAUAACUAUUUUUUGUACGCAUUUUACCUAAUAUAACCUUACCUAACUUAACUUAAUGUAUUUGUACGCAUAUUUCAGAUCUCGUGGCCAGAAUGAUAAAAUUUUGGAACGCGCCGUUGCUGACGACCGGAGCUAUUGCAAAUGAUUUUUCAAGUAACAAACAAGAUCCGAAAAGCAAGUACUUUCUACUAGUGCGCACGGGCCUUUUGGAUUUUCAGGACGUAGCGGAUAUGGUGGUCAACGUUUUGCAAAAGUAUAACCACUAAAAUGUGGUAUCACGUGAUUUCUGAUGCGUGAUAACACUUAUAACACGCAUUAUGAACGUUUUCGAUAACGUUUUUUUAGGUAUUCGUGGAAACAUGUGUUGCUCGUGUACGAAAUCGAGGGCUAUUCGAAAGUUUCUGGAAAACAGUCUUGUUCGUUGAUGACUAAGACUUUAGUGGAGAGUUUCAAAGGCGAAGCGGGUAUACAGUACGACGCGUUCGACUUGUCGAAAAACCCGCAAAACAAUUUGACGGAAAACUUGCGCAUUGAGGCCAGCAAUAAGUAUUCGAGUAAGCGGUUCAUUACUUAUUCAUUUUAA